AUGGCAAUGAAUGUGCCAUCAGACAGCCUUGUCAGGUCAGGGCAGCCACUAUCCCUGACAUCUCAGGUAAAACAUGGAGAAAAGGAAAACUACAAUCCCGAGUUUUGGUACAAGAAGUUCCGAGAUUACAAACCACUGGAAGGGUCUGACCCGAUCCAGAACCUGAGGAAGAUCUCUGACUUAUGCCAUCAGUGGCUCAGGCCCGACCUCAACAGCAAGGAGGAGAUCCUGGAUCAACUGGUGUUGGAGCAGUUCCUAAACUGCAUGCCAUCAAAGUUUGAAACCUUAGUGAAGGAGAGCGGAGUGAAGAGCUGCAAAGACCUGGAAGAGAUGCUGAGGGAAAGGAGAUCCCACAAGUCGUCCAUAAUCGACUACCAAGGACAGGCAUGCCUCCUUCGGGAUCCCAGUGUUGGGAAGGAUGAAGCCCCAGAGGAGACAUGGGAUCCUAUUGAUUUGUCCCAAGAGCACCUAUCAAGUAGGACGACGGAGUCUCUCAACAGAGGCCAGGCCAGCCUGAAGCAGCAGAGCCCAGAGCUACAGAACCUCUCAGAAAUGGAAGAGCCAUCCACCAGCCAGUCUGGAAAGAAGUUCGCCCACUGGUCCACCCUGCAGGGCCACAGACGGGUUCACACAGAUGAGAGGCCUUAUAUGUGUCAGAUUUGUGGGGAACGCUUCGGCCACAAGGGCAGCCUCACUGUGCAUUUCCGCAUCCAUCUCGACGACGUGAAACCCUACAGCUGUAAGAAGUGUGACAAGCAUUUCCGACAGCAGGGGACUUUGAAGAGACAUAUGAAAACCCACAACAGAAACGGGUCUGGGUGA
Molecule: messenger RNA, 822 nt
Organism: Grammomys surdaster
Lineage: Eukaryota; Metazoa; Chordata; Mammalia; Rodentia; Muridae
Product: zinc finger and SCAN domain-containing protein 5B-like
Exons: 3
Coding region: 1-822 (273 amino acids)
Biological process (GO): regulation of transcription by RNA polymerase II
Molecular function (GO): DNA-binding transcription factor activity, RNA polymerase II-specific; RNA polymerase II cis-regulatory region sequence-specific DNA binding
Source: RefSeq, a predicted model, not a curated record